Molecule: messenger RNA, 2562 nt
Organism: Eupeodes corollae
Lineage: Eukaryota; Metazoa; Arthropoda; Insecta; Diptera; Syrphidae
Product: organic cation transporter protein
Exons: 11
Coding region: 705-2360 (551 amino acids)
Biological process (GO): transmembrane transport
Cellular component (GO): membrane
Molecular function (GO): transmembrane transporter activity
Source: RefSeq, a predicted model, not a curated record
GUAAGCCGUAUCAGUAAGAAGUAUAAUUUGACGCCCGGCGGCGGUGGUGGUUAAAUUGUAUUAGAAAUAUAAUUUCGAGUUAGUGUCUUGAACUUUAUCGUCAAUACCAAAUUCCAGCUGUAUUUACUAUUUUCAAAACUAAAGUACUUCGUUUUCUGUUAUUGUUUGGUUUUGUUGUCUUUGAUAAAACAAAUGUUAAAUAAAACAAACAGAUAAUAAUUAUUUGUAUGAACAUAUUUGAAAAUUAACAGAUUAUCAUAAUAUCUCGGCCACAUAUGUACAAGUUGAUAAGAAACACGUUAAUUUAGAUAAUUGUAACUUUAAGAUUAAGAUCAAAAGAUUAUUUAAAAAGAUAUAUUUUUUCCUGCAGAACGUUUUCGGGUAUUUUAAAUUUUUGAAAGAUGUCAUCAAUCUUUUGUAUAUACAGAUCAAUUUAUUUAGAUUUAAAUCAGUGAAUUAGUGUGUGAUUAAAGAAAAUUACUAAAGAAGUACGUGACGCUAAUACAUCAAUGCUACAUUUUUUAUGACCAACAAUAAACGUGGGAAUUUUCAAACAAAUAUAAAGUUGGCAGUUAUUGAUUUUUGUGUAAAGUUUAUAAUAUUUUAUUCGGAAAUUUAAUAUUGUGGUAGCUCAACAAGAAUUUAUUCUCACUUCGGACUUGUUGUACACAUAGUUCUCUUCGGUUUGGUUGGAAACACACAAUAUGGACCUCGAUCGAGUUCUUGAGGAAAUCGGUGAAUGUGGACGAUAUCAGAAAAUAAAUUACUUUCUAAUUUGUCUGCCAGUAAUGUUUGCUGCAGCAAAUAGUUUAUCGUACGUCUUUACUGCCGGUACACCAAACUAUAGAUGCUUGGUGCCCGAAUGCGGUGAAAGCUCUACAGACUUCGAGCUAUAUCCACCUUGGCUGGUGAAUGCAACUCCCGGUACAAAUAGUAAAGGAAAAUUCACACCAGAAAAAUGUCUUCGCUAUGAAGUGAUGCUUAACGAUUCGAUAUCGAUACAAGAUGUUUCUGGCUCAUGUCCAAGGGAAAAGUUCAAUCAAAUGAAACAAGUGAAAUGUCGUGAAUGGGUCUUUGAUAAAAACGAACGGACAAUUGUUCAAGAGUGGGGACUAACCUGUACAGAGAAUGCUUGGAAAUUAGCCCUUGUUGGAACCAUGCACUUUGCUGGACUAGUGACAGGAACAGCAGCUUCUGGUUUCUUUGCUGACAGAUUUGGAAGAAAAGUUAUUUUUGUAGCUUGCAUUGUUUUCAUGGCAAUAACUGGAGUUCUACAAGGUCUUGCAUGGGACUACGAAAGUUUUCUCGUAUUUGCAUUUCUAAACGCAGUUGGCACUUCAGGUGUUUAUCCAUUGGCAUUUAUAAUCGGUGUCGAAAUGGUCGGGCCCAAACGCAGAGAAAUGUCAUCGAUUGUAUUAAAUUAUUUUUACGCUGUUGGUGAAGCCUUAGUUGGAUUAGCAGCCUGGCUAAUACACGAUUGGCAAUUACUUCAGAUUGUUCUGUCAGCACCACCAUUAUUUUUUAUCGGUUAUUAUUGGAUAGUUCCUGAAUCAGUUCGUUGGUUAAUUGCACGUGAAGACUUUGAGGAGGCUAGAAAAAUCAUAACCAAUGCUGCCAAAGUUAAUAAACGAGAAUUAUCUUUGUCUUUAUUAAAUUCAUUUAAUAUCAAUCAAAGCCAUUCGAAUAGUUCAACAAGUGACAAACUUAAAAUGGAUGAUGACGAAAAGACUGAAAUUUUUGAAGCUGUAAAAGCUGUCUUUAAAUCGAAGACGUUAUGUAUUCGAUAUGCUCUGUUGCUGUAUAUCUGGGCAGUUAACUCAUUGGUAUUUUAUGGCCUUUCAUUGAAUGCUACGAACUUAAGUGGCAAUAAGUAUAUUAAUUUUGCCCUUGUUUGUCUUGUCGAAAUUCCUGGAUAUUCAUUGGCAUGGGUAAUACUAAAUAAAUUCGGUAGAAGAUGGUCCCUCUCUGGAUCUUUAUUUCUUUCAGCAGUUACUUGUGUCGGGGGAGGAUACGUUGCAAAAAGUAGUGAAUGGGCAGUAAUCACUUUAUUUCUCACAGGAAAAUUAGGCAUAACAUCCUCGUUUGCAGUUUUGUACACAUACACAGCGGAAAUGAUGCCAACUAUCAUAAGAAGUGGUGGAGUUGGUUGCAUGUCAACGUUUGCCCGUUUUGGGGCAAUGUUGGCUCCCUUUGUACCAUUGUUGGGUAUAUAUUACGAGACGCUUCCACUGUUGAUAUUUGGUGGUAUAUCUCUAUCAGCAGGUCUUUUGGGCUUAUUCUUGCCUGAGACAUUUCAAAGAAAACUUCCAGAUACGGUAAAAGAAGCUAAAUCAUUACUUUCUGAUGUCGAUGAUCAAUGAAAUUAAAUAAUUCCAUUUUAUUAAAUUAUACAAUAACUGUCGAUGAAACUAAAAAAGUAUACUUGACACACUAGAAUACUCAGAAAAUAUCAUUUUUACUUAAAUUCCUCCUUUUUUCAUUUAAAAAAUGCAUGUAACUUAUAUUAAAAAAAUAAUAAGCAAUUUUAAUUUCAGUUCUUUUCGAGGUUUCAUCGACGAAAUU